AUGCUUUCGUCUCUUUUACCGUUUCUACCAUCCGCAUUUACCUCCGCAGACAAAUCUCCUCCCCCAUCACAAGAAUCUCCAGACGAACAGCAAGAUAUCCAUCCUAAAGAAAUGCCAGGCACCACCGUCGUUGACGAGUUGGGUGUCAAGAAGCGGAAAGAGAGGACACAUGAAUCAUUUAUUGUCGUACGGCCGCCUCCCGCGAAGACAAAUCAUCCUCUCAACCUCCAGGUGCAGCUCGUACCGCCGAGCGGGAAAGAUCCCGCCCGCCCCCUCGACAGCGGGUCCACCCAAGACCUCGGCGGCUCGCUCAGUCGAACAAGUUCAAACCGAUCUGACACCUCCAUGUACUCCACCUACUCCUCCUCCGGCUCCAUAUCCACGGUCGCCUCAUCAUCAUCUUCUACUGGCCGCCGCAUGAUUAUUCCGCUCUAUAACCUCCAAGCGCACAAUGUGAUGCAGAACGUCAUCGUUGACGCCGGAACAGACGCCAAGGUUGCCAAAUUCCUCAAGCGCGGGCUCGAGGUCAUCGGCCUCGCCGUCCUCGAGCCUGUUGAGGUGUGGGGCAGCGCCGCCGCCGAGGCGUGGAGCGUCCGUCCACCACAUGAUGGCGCUAAACGCAAUAGCAUCGAUUUUAGUGGUGCGGGUUUACUCUCCCCAGACCUCGCGCACACACCAACUUCAUCAGCGCUUUCGUUGACGUCCGAAGACGGGUAUCAGACCCUCGUCGUCCCGUCCUCCGCCCCGGACCGUGCCACCCCGAAGCGCCUCUUCGGGCGGCUAUUUAAGAAGAAGGAUGGAUCGUCCAUGCUCCCGAAGCCGCCCCCGUCGCCCGUAACCUCCAUAUCCUCGAUACCAGCCGCACCUCUAUCGAAACGUAGCUCGAUGCAUGUACAACCUGGGUCCCUCGCAGCGGGCGAGCCUAGCGGUGCGAUUCUACAACCACCAGUGUUAGGCAUCCAGCCGCUGCUUAGCUCGGCAACGAUUCCACCCCGCGGGCGACCAACGCGGUAUGUGUGGGUUGUCAGGAGGUGGUUGAAGGGCACGCAGGAGAGCUUGCUUGACGGCGUGAAGGACAUGCUGCAGCAGGAUAAUACGAGGCCCGGCAACGGGCUCGAAGGCCUCGUCGAGGUGCGUUUCGAGUGGUCCCGCGGGAAGAGCGGGAAGUCAGGUCGGGGACGGCGGCGCACCGAGGAUAGCGAGGUGUCGCCAGAGCUGCGUGAGCGAGGGGAGCGGAUAGGCGCGCUUAGCAAGCGGAAUAGUAUAGGGAGAUCGUCUACACCAUCGACCGCGUCCCUGCAGCACCAGCCACCAUCACAUCCGUCCCCACCAUUGUCACGUACUUCCCCACUACAGUCUGCUCCACAAUCCCCUUCGCGGACGCAGUCGCCGCGCACGAAGCGCACGGCGCUUUCGCCUGCAGGUGGACGCCGCUCUCUUGAUUCCCACCGCUCCGUCUCGCCACAUCCGCCUGCGAGUCUCUUAACCAACAACACCUCCACGGAGGACGACACGCACGGGGACAACGCCGACGAGAGCGACCCUGAGGACUCAGAGACGCCGUGGACGUGCACGCUCGUCGUGCGGCGGCUCGCGCCAAUGCGCGGUGUGGAGCUCGGCGUGGCGAGUGCACAGCCGCCGAGCAUUUGCCUCAAGGUAGCAGCGCUCGUUCCAACACCGCACCACCCAAAGGUCAUCGCGCUGCUCAAGGUGCCAUUCCCACUUCCCGACAUCGAGGUUGAGCAUGUACGCCUUCGCAAGCGCAUCGUCACACCCGCGGGCGUCGCUCGCCCCGCGCCGGUGCCCGAGCCCGUCGCGAACGGGAAGUCAGGCGGCAGCGGGAGCGGGCUCGGGAAGGGCUUCUGGGCCCAGCAGUCGCAGCGCGAGGGCAUGAUGCUCACCGCAGAGGAGAUCAAGGACGUCGUGUCGUCGACCGGCCUUUGGCUCGUCGUGCGAGAGGCGUUUGGUGGUGUCGGCCGUGUCAGCAGGAAGGGCGACGGGUGGCGGUUGCGCGGCUAG
Molecule: messenger RNA, 2019 nt
Organism: Sparassis crispa
Lineage: Eukaryota; Fungi; Basidiomycota; Agaricomycetes; Polyporales; Sparassidaceae
Exons: 2
Coding region: 1-2019 (672 amino acids)
Source: RefSeq, a predicted model, not a curated record